Molecule: messenger RNA, 657 nt
Organism: Striga hermonthica
Lineage: Eukaryota; Viridiplantae; Streptophyta; Magnoliopsida; Lamiales; Orobanchaceae
Source: the annotation of a GenBank genome assembly
AUGUCGCAGUGUCUGAGAUUGCGGCCUCCAUGGGCGCACCAUUUCAAUGAGCUUUCCCGUGUUCAAUGCGCGAAACCCAGAAAGGUCUGCCGGCUCACCGUCCGCAGUUGCUCCUCAGCUCCUCAAAAUACUCGCAAGUUAGUUGCAGAGGUUAAAGAAAAGCUCGAAAAAGAACAUAAUAAUCUCCCAAUUGGGAAGUACGGAAGAGAUGACGAGGAGAUGAUCCUUUGGUUUUUGAAGGAUCGAAGGUUUUCAGUUGACGAGGCUGUCUCGAAAUUGACCAAAGCCAUUAGAUGGCGAAAGGAAUUUGGCGUAUCGGGUUUAUCAGAAGAAUCAGUUUCUCGCUCGGCAAAAACUGAAGAAAUUGAAUAUAAUAUAUAUAUAUAUAUAUAUAUAUAUGCAAAAUAUAUUCGAAAAGGUUUAAUUUUUAUGCUUUAUCUUGGCCUUUUGUGCAAGUUUGAUGCAUUCUACUGCUACUAUCCGAGGCGAUUGGGUCAAGUUCUGUUUGUGGAUGCUCCGUUUAUAUUCAAGCCCAUUUGGGGGCUUGUUAAGCCCCUGGUAAAAUCAUAUGCCUCUUUGGUGAGAUUUUGCACGGCGAAGGAUGUGAAAGAAGAGUAUUUCACGGUAAAUACUGUCCCGGCUAGCUUCCGAGAAUGA